AUGGCAAGAGAAAUAGAACCUCUAAUAGUUGGAAGAGUGAUAGGAGAUGUUAUAGAAAUGUUCAAUCCAAGUGUGACUAUGAGAAUCACUUUCAAUUCUAACACAAUUGUCUCUAAUGGUCACGAGCUCGCGCCUUCUCUUCUCCUCUCUAAACCUCGAGUCGAAAUCGGCGGUGGCGAUCUUCGUUCAUUCUUCACCUUAAUCAUGAUCGACCCCGAUGCGCCGAGUCCUAGUAAUCCUUAUAUGCGUGAGUAUCUGUAUUGGAUGGUGACAGACAUUCCUGGGACAACGGAUGCUUCUUUCGGGAGAGAGAUAGUGAGAUACGAAACGCCCAAACCGGUGAUCGGGAUACACAGAUUCGCGUUUGUGCUGUUCAAACAGAGAGCAAGGCAAACGGUGAAGAUAGCGCCGAGUACAAGAGAGCGUUUCAACACAAGAGAUUUCUCUUCUUUCUUUGGUCUUUCUCUACCUGUUGCUGCUGUUUACUUCAAUGCCCAACGUGAAACUGCUCCUCGAAGACGUCCUUCUUAUUAA
Molecule: messenger RNA, 534 nt
Organism: Arabis nemorensis
Lineage: Eukaryota; Viridiplantae; Streptophyta; Magnoliopsida; Brassicales; Brassicaceae
Source: the annotation of a GenBank genome assembly